Messenger RNA from Didymodactylos carnosus, 3903 nucleotides. NCBI's taxonomy places the organism in Eukaryota, Metazoa, Rotifera, Eurotatoria, Philodinida, Philodinidae. The record is from the annotation of a GenBank genome assembly.
AUGGAAUACACUGUUCCGUUGACUGAUUGCGUUGGCUAUGUUAUUGAACAUAGUCAUGUUCAAAUUGUAUUAGAUGUCAAAUAUGAUACAAACAAUGAAACAGCUGUGAAAAAUUCGUUUCUCAUUCUUCACGUUACACCUCGAAAUAUGACGGUACAACAACCGGCAUCUGUACUGGAUUCUAUAUUCAGCAAGUUAAAUUCUAGUACAAGUAACGGAACUAUGGAGGAAAAUGUAUCGUCAGCAAUCGUUACACUCCAAACUCCGUUAACAUCUGUAAUAAAGCCAAUCAAACAAUCUUCGCCUGUCUAUUGUACUUACCCAGCAUCAAAAUCACAGUAUCAUUGUUUACCUCAAUUUCAAUCAACAUCAUCGCCAACAUUAUCUAAUCAAAAUACAAUUACAUUUCGAAAUCAACGGAAUCCGGAACACAAACAGUUUAUGUUAAGUUCUCCAGCAGCUGUUACUACCACCAGUCAAUCUUAUCCAACUAGACAAUCUUCACCUGUUUUAACUAGAAUGAUAAAUUUAAAACGAUCAAAUUCCUCAAAUAUGUCGUUUCCAAAAACAAUUAUUUGUUCGUGUUUAAAGCCACACAUUGCUCACGAUCUUGCGUGUCCAGCAUCAAAUUGUCACUUAUCAGACAAGCAACUAUUAUUGCCAAAUAAUCAAAAAAUUGUUCAUACACCGACCAUUCCUUUAUCUUUAACUAUGCCACACCAACAUCAAUCCUUCAUAAUGAAUAAUUCGCCAUCAUUACCAAUCGGAGGCGUUGCUUUGAACAACAAUCAACAACAACAAGCAGCAGACUUUAAUCCUCAAAUCAAAUUACCUCGUAUAGACUUACAACAGUUUGAUAAUAAUGUGUUAACGCUAAAUGGAAUAGUAAUACAUACCUCUCAAAUCAAUCAACAACAUCAAGGACAAUAUUCACCGUUGGCUUCACCUUCAACAUCCAUUAUUAAUCCAUUACAAUUACCCGUCGUCAAAUUACAAGACAUUAAAUAUAUUCCAAACAUGCCACAACAACAACAACAACAGAAAUCACCAGUUAUGGGUCGACAGCAAAGUGAUAAUACUAUCGAUAACCGACGUAAGAAAGGUGAUCAAGGACAAGCAAGUUCUGAUCAAGGAGAGUUUGAAAAAUCAACAAAAUAUGAAAACCAGAGAUAUUCCGAUGAGUUUCAUGCACAAAUAGAACUUGAACCGAAGACUCAAAAUCCAUUAUCAUUUGUGCAAAACUCUGAUGCCAUUUACCAUAGUUUCGCUUCAUCUCACAUGUCAUUUGCAUCUAACAAUAUCAUUGCUCCAUCAUCAAUACAAAAGGCACCAAUAUUACAGCAAGUUGCAGCAAAACUUUCACCAUCAAAUGAUUCGAGAAUUAAUACAAAUAUGAACGAUAAUCUUUUAUCUAAUUUGAAUAUCCAUCAACUUCAACCACGACCGUUAUUUCCAAACAAUCAACACCAAAUUUCACCCGUUCAGUGCCGUUAUAACGUAGAUCAGAUGAAGAUAAUAUCAGCUCUUAACUCGUCCACAUAUCAAAGUCUCAAUUUACAGCCUGUUACCAAUCUUCAACAACCUCAACUAAAUAAUUCAACACUAGUCAAAACACCAAUAAAAGCAUUACAUUCUCCAGCUUCACCAUCGUGCUCAUCGAGCAUUGGAGUCAAACAAUCGGAUAUUGAUCAAACAAUCGAAGAUGUUAUUAGUGGCAAAGUUUUUUGUUCAUCUGUUGAUGUUUUGUCCAGCCCAUCCAAAGCAAAACGUGCAAAAGUUUUGUGCCAGUCUAUGCCAUCAUCACCUGAUAAACCAGCUAUAUUCUUUUCACCAAUACAAGGAAAUUCAUCUGUGUGGCAGCAGCCACAACAAUCAUCAUGUAAUUCAUCAACGCAUCAGAAUUUUACCAAUUUGUCACAUCAGGAAUUUUCUAAACUCGCUGAGCAACUAAUUUUACAGCCAUCCCUUGAAAACACUGCCACCUAUGAACAUAAAAAUAAUAAUACUUCACUCCAUAAAACUAUUGUUAACAACAAUAAAAUAAAGAAACAAAAACCAUUGGCGAAAAAAGAAAAAUUACGUAAAAUUGAACCACUUGUUCAAAUGUCUCCUCGUUCUCCAUCACCACCAUUUCAGACUACUACUACGACCACAACUACUAAAAAUUUGUUAACUAAUAUUUUAACCAAUCAGAGCGAAACAAGUCCUCAAGAAGAAGGUCAACAACAGCAAACAGUUGCGUUACCUACUCUACCGACACUUAAUAUAAUCGAUGUAUCGGUAUCGGAACCUUUGUUACCUUGGCCGUCAACUAUAUCAUCAUCUGAUUCUCAACAAAGCUCGAGUAUCAGCAUUUUACCCGAUACUAAUAAGAUUGAUGGUCGAACGACUUCUUCUUCGUCGCCAGCUGUUAUAUCAACAAGAACAAAUCAUCAGGAAGAAAAGAACAGUGAUACAUGGAAUUUUGGUUCAUUGUUUAGUACAACAUUUCAAUUAGUUGGGGAUUAUGCUGAAAUUGAUAAUAAUCAACAAGAACAUCAUCAUCUUCGUAAAAAUGAUACAGGUAUUUUAAAAUCAAUUCAAGAUCAAGAAGAAUCAAAUCAUCCAUAUUCUUGCACACGUCCACUACCGGCACCAUCACUUUCAUCUACCUCUUCAUGUUCCACAUCUGGAUUAAUAUCCGUCUCAGACAGUUUUCAAAAUAAAGAAAGUAAAUCGAAUAUUAACGAUGAGGAUUUGUACGAACAGUUUCUUAAUCCAUCACUACCAUGGCAUGAAACGCCAAUAAGAACAACAACAACAUCAGAAAGCCUUAUUAUCCCUAAUGAUGGAAAAAAUCAGCAAUAUUUAACGAAAAUGAAUACGCAAAUUCAUUCAGCACAAUCUCAACUGAUAGGUGAUAGCACACGACAAUUUCGUGAUUUAUUUUUGUCAGAGACUCCUCAAUUAUCAUCUCUUCCAGUGAACAACGACCAUAAAGAUGAUGUUCUUAGUGAAGUGUUGAAAAAUUCGUCGCCCAUUUCUGAUUGUUCUGAAAAACAAAUACUAUCACCUGCUGAUAAUCAAACGACAAAUUUUACGACUGACGUAAUAGGUGAUGAGUUUGAAUCACUCUUCUCCAUCUCAAAUUCUGCAAUUACUACUCAAAGUCUAUCGUUUUCUUCUUUACCAACAUCUGUAAAUAAAGCCACUAUCAACGAUAUUGACGAGGAAGAGAAUGAGUUUAACAUGUUUUUUACAAAUCAACCACAAAAGCAACGACCAUCAGUCUCACAAAAUUCUGACAUAGAACUAAAACAAUUAUUAUUACCACAAAAAUCAAAAACAAAACCAGUGUCCAUUGCUACAUCCAGAUCUACAUCAUCAUCAAUUGUUAAUAAGAAAAAAAUAACAACAACAACAUCAAAAUUAUCGAGCAAAACUGUUUUACCAAUCCCGUCAGCGUCACUAUCUUCAAUUUCCGUCUCUAAUAAGCCUUUGUCAACAUCAUUAGUAACUUCAACAUCUUCAAUGUUGACUAAUACAUCAGCAACCAAUUCCAGAGCACAACAAGAUCAAACAAAAGAGGCAACUGUAUCAUGUCCAAAAUGUUUAUCAGAUAAAUGUGUUGAUAUAACAAAAUUUGAUUUUCCUGAUUCAACAAAUAAAAAUUUUGGCGUGUGGGAAUGUAUGCGAUGUGGAAAUGAAAUUUUUAAAUCAAAUUUAACAGCUGAAGCAAGAAAACGAAAAAUUGAUAAAAUUGUGGCUGAUAUGGGUGAAUAUGAAUGCAAAUUUUGUCAUAUUUUAUACCACUCAAGUACUGAAUAUUGCGCUCAUCUAAGAACGUAUCAUGAAUCGUCCAGACCACUAAAUACAACAACAACGACAACAAAAAGUUCAUUUUCAUCAAAAUCAAAAAUUUAG